This is a messenger RNA of Salvia hispanica, 1694 nucleotides long. The record is from RefSeq and is a predicted model, not a curated record. NCBI's taxonomy places the organism in Eukaryota, Viridiplantae, Streptophyta, Magnoliopsida, Lamiales, Lamiaceae.
GACGCGAUCGUGAUACGAGCUGAUAGCGUGAAGAAGAAGAGAAAGAAGAAGAUGAAUAAGCACAAGCUGAAGAAGCUGAGGAAGCGGCUGAGGAGGAAGACGAAGACGUGAUUCCGAUUAUUUCGCGGUUUUGGUUGUUCUAGUCUGAACCAUAGUUACAUUCAAUCAUAGCCAGGAGUUUAAUCCGAGGACUUUUCCCUCGGAUCAACAUCACUGCAACCGGAAAUUUCAUGAAUUUUUCGGUGGCUUGACUUCUCAUCUGAUGUGUGUGUGUGUGUGGCCAUGGCUUUGACAUAUGGAAACUAGAAAUGUUUUCACAUGGUUUGUAUUACUUUGUUUGGCAUUUGUUGAACUUUCAUUUCAUACACACUCAACCUACCUCUAUCCCAGCUAUGAAAAAAAGAGAGGCUCCCAAUUUUAAUUUGUGUCACAAAAUAACCAUUUAUAUAUUAUUAUACUCCCUCUGUCCACUAUUGAUUGGUGUAAUUCGAAUGACAAUGACUAUGGAAACCAAUUGAAAGAAGAAUCACGUGUGUGAGUUGGCCAAGCGUUAGAGAGGUUAAUGUCAGUGCAAUGGUUCGGUAGUGUGUCUACGUCGUCCACAGGAAAGCUUUAGCUAUUCUUUAUUGAUGUAAUCUCCAAGAACGAAUCAAUAUCACACAUACAAAUUCAAGUACUUGAAUCAAUGUCUAUACAAGAAUGAAUCUACAAAAACUCGGUUGGAAGAUCAACUAACCCGACACUAAAACGAUCAUUGGCCCCUAGCCCUCUUCGAUCCAAUUAAUCAUUUUAUUAUAAAACUAACAUAUAGUAGGAUUUAUAUUUACUAACUUUUCAUAUCCACUUUUUUACACCAUUUCUUAAAAACGAGCUGAGCCCAAUCAUGGCCGGGUGUAGUAGUGUAUAUACUACUUAUAUCACCUUCUUAAAAUCAUGCAAAAAAAACUACCAAUAGUUUAUUUAGAGAUAAAUCACAAACACACAACUAACUUUAACUAAAUCCAAAUUUAGGCACCUUCAAAUACAAAGAUGACCUUCAAAAUAGGCCUACAACCUCACCUCAACCAUUCACAUAUAUGGUAAAAAUGUAACUAUAAAUCUCCAUCAAAUCUUCUCCAAACUCCCACCCCUUCAAUCAUUUCUGCCGUAUGUUCUCUCUGUAAACUUGCAGAGAGAAAAAUUGUUUCAAAUUCAAAAAAACAUUUAAGAAAAAGUGGUAUAUAUAUACCUUAAUAAAUCUGAUCUAAAUUUCAAUUAAUUCAAACAAAAAAAAUGGCCCGCCAAAUAAUUGUGAUCGCGUUGAUCUCACUCGCCGCCUUCGCCGCUGUCGUCUCGGCCCAAUCUCCGGCCUCCGCGCCAUCUAAAUCCACCGCAGCCCCCAUCGCUGCGCCAAAAUCUGCACCGGUGCCAUUCGCAGCCGCCCCAGCCCCGAAGGCGGCAGCUUCCAACGCCACCGGAGCGGGAAUCGCCGACGACGAGACCGAUCCUCCGAUCCCCUCCGAUGAGCCCACCGAGUCUCCGGCUGACUCUCCGGCCGACUCUCCUGAUGCCUCCGAUGAUGGAUCAUCCACCGACUCGAGUGACCAGACGCUGCCGGCAGCUGGCGGUGCCGCCUCAUUGGAGUUCUCUGCCGCCGUCGGCGCCACCGCGGCCGCCGGAUACUUCCUUAUGUAAUGUGGUUGUUGCGUUGAUUC